AUGGGAGAUAAGCCUUCCGACACUCCAAUUCCUGAUGGGUGGAAGUUCAAGAGUGAGGUCCGAAAGGACGGAUCCACAUCCUCGUGCUACUGGUGUCCAGCAACUGGACAGCACUUUUUCACUUACGAAGAUCUUAUGCGAUAUGUGACCUAUGCCAAGGGGGCCAAGCUUUCAAUAUAUGCCCCAGAUUUUAAUAGCAAUAAGAGUCGGAAGAAAGCUGGCUUCAUACCAAGGAGGACCCGACCUAGCUCUGGAGCUAGAAGAAAGCUUUUGGGUCAGAGCUCUAGGCCACUGCCUUUGGAUCAGUGUGAGGAUAGUGGUAGCUUGGAGGGAAGCACUGACCCAGUAGAGAGCACUGAUACAGGCAAGAACAUCGAAGCUGGCCUCCAUGAAGCAUUGGAAGACCCGAUUAGGCAAGAAGUCUUCAAUGAAUAA
Molecule: messenger RNA, 435 nt
Organism: Prunus armeniaca (apricot)
Lineage: Eukaryota; Viridiplantae; Streptophyta; Magnoliopsida; Rosales; Rosaceae
Source: the annotation of a GenBank genome assembly